This is a messenger RNA of Anopheles stephensi (Asian malaria mosquito), 858 nucleotides long. RefSeq names its product protein atonal-like. NCBI's taxonomy places the organism in Eukaryota, Metazoa, Arthropoda, Insecta, Diptera, Culicidae. The record is from RefSeq and is a predicted model, not a curated record. Bases 66 to 665 code for a protein of 199 amino acids. The transcript has a single exon. Gene Ontology annotation, molecular function: protein dimerization activity.
AAAAGUCAGAUCAGUUCUAGAGAGGUUCUCGUUAAGACAGGGGUGAAAAACAGAAACGCUUCAGCAUGAGUGCGACCGACGUGUACAACUUUCAGCAGAGUUUUCCAUCUUACUACGGACAGCAGUACGCAUCAGUCAGUGCGUCAUCGUUCGAACAGAGCAGACUGGAGAGCUACUUCAACGGACACAGCUACCCGAGUUCACAAGCCACCAGUGGAGCGUUUCUGGAGACGGAGCACACCGAUAUCUUCCUGCAACGGCCAGAACUUUACUGUUCCUCCAGUGCCAUCGCCAGCAGCGACAAUGGAAGUCCAACGUCCACGAGCUACGAGGAUCCUCAGCUGCGUCUGCUUCAAAGUCUUACCUCAGAAGAUAGUAGCAGCAGCAGUAGUGCCGGAUCGGAGUGUGACAUCCCUGUGACACUGGCUUCAGUUCCAACGAACAUCAAAAUCAAGCGUGGCAGUGUCGUACCGACGGUUGUGAGGAAAAAGCGUCGUCUGGCUGCGAAUGCUCGCGAACGGAAGCGGAUGAAGGGAUUGAACGAGGCGUUCGACCGACUGCGCCAAUAUCUGCCCUCGCUGGGCAAUGAUCGGCAGCUGUCCAAACACGAAACACUACAGAUGGCACAAUCGUACAUUAGUGCACUGGCGGAGCUGUUGGACUAGAGCGACAGAGGACGUGGUGGCGCUUAUCCCAGUGUGUGUCCGUGUGCGUGAGUGGCUGACUGAAGGAUGCAAUAGUUAACUUAUUUGUUUGUUUAUUUAUGAUCGGUUAAGUUACGUCUGUACAUAAACGGGAAAGAUGUUUUUAAUGUUAAAUAGAAGAUCGAAAUUGUGAAAAGAAAUGGAAUUGAAUGUU